AUGCAGCCCUGCGUGGUACUCCUCCUCACCCUAGCCAUCCUCCCUAGCCUCGUAGCCAGCACCACCUCAUCUCUCAUCAACACAACGUGCUCCAAGGCUCCUAAUGUGUCCUACGACCAUUGUGUCAACGUGCUCUCGGCCGAUCCAGCCGGUGCCCCCGCCACGGACAAGCGCGGGCUGCUCAUCGCCGCCGCUCAACGAACUGUGCACAGUGUGACAUCCACGGUGCAUAUCAUGAGCGACCUAAUACAAGAGCUCAACACUUGCAUCCAAUAUUACCAACGUAUGGGUGAGUUGACGGUGGGCGCCAUGGAUGAUCUCCGAGCAGGACGAGAUGCUGGACUCAUAUAUCCAAAGUUACGGGAGGCCUCUGAUGAGCCCCUAAGGUGUGAUACAGUGUUCUUUCACGGAGUCAAGAAGAAUCUCAUGGAGAAAGAGAACUCAGAGAACAAAAAUUUGGCCCACUUAGCCAGUAGCAUCACAUUUCUGUUGUUCAAUCGGCGUUCUUAG
This is a messenger RNA of Triticum turgidum subsp. durum (durum wheat), 510 nucleotides long. The record is from the annotation of a GenBank genome assembly. Lineage: Eukaryota; Viridiplantae; Streptophyta; Magnoliopsida; Poales; Poaceae.